Molecule: messenger RNA, 2094 nt
Organism: Fusarium verticillioides 7600
Lineage: Eukaryota; Fungi; Ascomycota; Sordariomycetes; Hypocreales; Nectriaceae
Exons: 2
Coding region: 1-2094 (697 amino acids)
Molecular function (GO): polygalacturonase activity
Source: RefSeq, a predicted model, not a curated record
AUGGACAACUCCACUUCAAUGGCUGGUCCUCGGAGGCAGAGACAGCAGCGGAUGGCGUCCGGGGAGAGUUACCACGAUGAGAUCCCUGUUCCUAUACCUGGUCAGGGCAGUAAUAAGCCAUCUGCAAUAUCAACACACUCUCUAGAGCGAUACUAUACCGCUACACCCCAGAAACAACGAUUUAGCUGGCUAUUCAUCGUCAUCAUGGGGCUUUCGACCAUCGUCACGGCCUCCCUCUUGGCCAUGCGCCUCUUCACCCUCCCAGCUUCGGCUGCUCCUCAGGCUAUUGAGGUUGAGGUUGAUGUCGCUGCUCCCGCGGCCUCUGUCUCUACUGCCGCACCGGCCUAUCCUGCACCUGCUUCGCCUGAGUCUGCCGCUCCCAAGGCUCCUGCUUACUCGGCUGCCGCUGCCGCUGCUGCUGGUUCUUGGUGGAUGUCCGACAUCAAGCGUCAAGGUGUCGUUGCCUAUGGCUCCGCCGACUACAAGAUCUUCCGCAACGUGAAGGACUACGGUGCCAAGGGUGAUGGUAGCUCUGACGACACUGAGGCCAUCAAUGCCGCCUUUUCUGACGGCAACCGUUGUGGUAAGGGCUGUGACUCUUCUACCACCACUCCCGCCAUUGUCUACUUCCCUCCUGGCACCUAUGUUGUCUCCAAGCCUAUUCUCCCCUAUUACUACACCCACAUGAUUGGUGAUGUCAACAACCUUCCUGUUCUCAAGCCAACUGCCAACUUUGAGGGCAUGGCUGUCAUUGACGUCGAUCCCUACAACUCGGAUGGCUCCAACUGGCACACCAACCAGAACAACUUCUUCCGACAGGUCCGCAACUUCAAGAUUGAUCUCACCGGCAUGCCCAAGAGCUCCGGUACUGGUAUCCACUGGCAAGUCGCCCAAGCUACCUCUCUUCAGAACAUCGUCUUCCAGAUGAUUGAGGACCCUAGCGACGACAACAAACAGCAAGGUAUCUUCAUCGACAACGGCUCCGGUGGCUUCAUGACCGACCUCACUUUCAUUGGUGGUCGAUAUGGUGGUUUCUUUGGUAGUCAACAGUUCACCAGCCGAAACAUGACUUUCCGCAACUGCAACACUGCCGUCUACAUGAACUGGAACUGGCUGUGGACUCUCAACGGCCUUGACAUCUCUGGCGCCAAGGUCGGCAUUGACAUGACUGCUGGCGGCAACGUUCAGAACGUCGGCUCUAUUCUCCUUACCGACAGCAAGAUUGCCAACACUGCAGUCGGUGUCCUGACCAACUACAACCCCGCGCAGCCCGAUACCAACGGCACCCUUAUCAUCGACAACGUCGACAUGUCCUCUGCUGUCCCUGUCGCCGUCAAGGGUGGUGGAUCUAGUGCUACUAUCCUCGCUGGCAACGCCAAGAUUGCAUCCUGGGUCCAAGGUCGUGCCUACAGCGGCGGCAGUGGUAAAGCUAUCCAGGCCACUCAGACUCCCGUCACCAAGCCCAAGGCUCUUCUCGACUCCAAGGGUAAUGUCGUCACCAAGAGCAAGCCCCAGUACAACAGUGCCCCCUCGUCCAACUUCAUCUCCGUCAAGUCCAAAGGUGCCAAGGGUGAUGGCAAGGCCGAUGAUACUGCGGCCAUUCAGGCUGUCUUCAACAGUGUCCAAGAUGGUCAGAUCGUUUACUUCGACCACGGCGCUUACGUCAUUACCGAUACUGUCAAGGUUCCCAAGAACAUCAAGAUUGUUGGCGAGGUUUGGCCUCUCAUCAUGGCUGGUGGCAACAAGAGUUUCAAGGAUCAAGCCAACCCCAAGCCCGUCUGGCAAGUCGGUCAAGCUGGUGAUGUCGGCAACGUCGAAAUCCAGGAUCUCAUAUUUGAGACUCUCGGACCCCAGCCCGGUGCUAUCUUGAUGGAGUUCAACGUCGCUGGUUCUACUCCCGGCUCCGCUGGUCUCUUUGAUGUCCACUUCCGCGUUGGUGGCUCUGCCGGUACUCAGCUUCAGUCCGACAAGUGCAAGAAGAACCCCAAGGUCAAGGCCGAUCCCAACGCUGAGUGCCUCGGCGCCUUCAUGCUCUUCCAUAUGACCAAGCAGUCUAGCUGCUACCUUGAGAACACCUGGUUUUGGGGUUGCUGA